GGGUAUGCCUGAAGGGCCGUCAGUUAUCUUAUAUAUUGCUCCAACUCCGGCUCUGAGAGUUUGGUUGGUGAAUGAUUGUCAACAAGGGAAGAUAUGGCGAAAUGGAAGGGAGUACAAUAAAGCUUGGCUCCCUCCGGAGGAAUUUCGUUCUUCUCGCCAGACAGAGCAGCAGGAGCGAUUCUGGAUUCGGGAUCCUCAGAGUGCCUUACAUACUCUUGCCUCUUCUGAGGGCAACGGUUGAGGCCAGAUUCGGUAAAGUUUUGUGGGAUCCUCCUCUUGAGCGAACGAGAGGUUUCAAGAAUCUUAUAAGUAAACGGUACGAUUUGGAGCCUGCGGCUAGAGAUCGGGUCACGUCGAAGCUUCUUCUGCAUUCUCAAUAUGGCCCCGUGGAGGUCCCUGUUGUUACACAAGACACGCCAUGCUGUGCAGUCCACAAGUGGUAUGGCCACCCUUCUUUUCACGGGACAUGUUUGCAGGGUAUUUCACAGCAGCAAUUUGAGGCCUUCCUGAAUGGCGAGAGGAUACAGCAUAAGGGCAAGACUAUUCAACGCCAAGGAAGUCGAUUAUUGACUUUGACAGAAGGGGCACCUCUUCGAUCACAGGCUUCACCACCCCCCGUUGAAUCUGUUCCAUCCAGAGGUGAUACUACCGGAGCGACUGACGUUGGCCACCCCGAGGCAGCGAUGGACGUCACUGAGCGGGGCGAGGUGUCUAAAGCUGCUUUGCCCGAGGUGGAGAUGCAGGCUGUUGAGCGACUUGCUCGUUCAGCAGCUUCUCAAACUCAGGUGAUUGAAAAAGGGCCUGUCCGACGACUUGAUGUUACUAGGGUGGAGCGACAGGAUCGUUCUUGCCCAUAUGGUCGGGACGGUGCAAUGCAGAGAACGCCCCCUGUGCAGGGGGCGUCUAAGCCAUCUGCUAGCGUGACGCAGCUGGCUCAAGUUGGUCAUCGACUGAAGGACGUGGAUGCGGCUGUCUCAGAUCCUUUUGUUGUUUUUCCGUUGGUACUUUCCUGGACAGACUCAGACUUGAAGUUGCUUACGUUAUUUCAAAGCGAGGACCGACUGGCCAUCCCUUUUGUUGCCUUCAAACAUGAUCCGGUCAUCCAACAGGUAGAUCAGGAGGUUCUGAAGUGGAUGGGAUCUUCUUAUCGUCUGCGGCAUUGGCCUAAAAUUCCUUGGAUAAAGUUGCCAAAAACCCUGGCGGAUGGCGUAGAGCGCUCGGUGGUUUUCGUUCUCUAUGAGGCUCAGGCGUGUGGUCAGGUGUCUGUUCCGUUGCCAAACAUGAGGUGGAUACCUCUGGCAUUGCUGUCUACACCGGAUGGAGCCAUUGCCCGUACUGUGAGGCUUCAAGGCAUUUGGUCGGUGGAGAUAUUGCAUGAGUUGAGUGUGCAAUUCCCGCCUGACCUGGGACUUUUUUCGACUGCUUUCGCGGGACUUUCUACACAACCGUGGUUGGAUGUGCUGGUCCCGUUGCUUGGUUUGAACGUGGCGUGGUUCUCCUCGCUGAUCUUUGGGACUUCCAAUCUUGGAACUGGAAGCCUCUGGAGCAGCUGCGUGUGCCCCUUCGGGGACUUCGACAUGUUGAUAGGAACUUACAUUGCAUAAUUGAAGCCGUGCCUCCUGCCUUGGUGGAAUGCAUUGCUCAGAGAGGUGUGUUGCCAGUUCCUACAGAGGCGUGGGUUUGUCGAAGGUUGGCCCGGGGAGACCCGUUUUGCAAGAUUUGCGCCUGUGGAUAUCGGGUAGAAGAUUUGACCCACCUUUGGGUAACUUGCCCACUGAUAGACGCUUUCUGGACCUGGUGGAGAGAAGUUGGCCCCCUUGUUGCGCCUCGGCUCUGGGUGGCCGAUGGCAUACUUCUGGGUUCUCUUAUUGCUGACGUUUCUCCAUCCUUGUGAUAUGUGUUUGAGGCCACGCGGGGCGCUUUAUUAUGGACCAUUUGGAAAGCGCGGAAUGAAGCUAUUUGGCAUGG
Messenger RNA from Chara braunii, 1968 nucleotides. NCBI's taxonomy places the organism in Eukaryota, Viridiplantae, Streptophyta, Charophyceae, Charales, Characeae. The record is from the annotation of a GenBank genome assembly.